Messenger RNA from Drosophila busckii, 1848 nucleotides. RefSeq lists its product as uncharacterized. The transcript has 5 exons. Lineage: Eukaryota; Metazoa; Arthropoda; Insecta; Diptera; Drosophilidae. Bases 95 to 1759 code for a protein of 554 amino acids. The record is from RefSeq and is a predicted model, not a curated record.
AAUUUUGUAGUUGUAAAAAAGAUAAACUUUUCGAUUUUUUGUAUUUGUAUUUGUGGCUCGCAUUUAAUUGUUGUCUGUGUAAUACGCAUGUGCUAUGAAUGAUGCCCAUGAAAAUUAUCGCUAUUAUAAACGCGCAAGACGCAAGUUUGCAUUAAAAGUUUACAUAUAUCUGGCCCUAUGGAUACUUCUGGCUAUGAUACAAUGGUUGUUAGUGAGCAUAUUCGCUGACUUUGGAGAAAUUUUUAUCAAGUACUACUUUAUCUGCUUCAUAACGUUUUUCGUGGCGAUUCUGCUCUUUGUCAUCUUUAUAUUCGUCGAGAAAUUGCGCUUCAUACCAUGCGUGAACGUUACUGUCGCCUUUAUAAUUGUAGAGCUGCAAAUCAUAUCAGCAUUUACGUUGAUAGCAGAAGUAGAGAUGGUCCACUUUCUUGUCUUCUUCUUUGUCAGUGUGAUCAUACUAGCCGUGUUUAUCGUAAUUGGCGCACUCUGUCCACAUGAGAUUGAUCUUACUAUGGAUGUUGCUAUACUUUUCAUAAUGGCGUUCAUCUUUCUUCUCAUGGGAGUCUUCUUUCUAAUGGUUACUUUAAUCAAUGAUAAGUUGUAUCCAUUUUUAUAUUUACUCUUCGAGGUUCCAAUUACUUUCCUCAUAUGCCUGUUUAUCAUGUACCAUGCUCAGACUAUUCACGGCAGUCGCUUUGCAGAGAUGCGCUUGAAUGACUAUAUACUGGGCUCCUUAAUACUAUUUCAUGAUUUUCUUCUCAUAUUUUGGAUGACAUUCUACUGGCAGCUUAUAGUUCGUCCACUUGAUAAGAAAUCAGCACCUGAGACCGAGGAAACAACAACUAGUGUAAGGCCAGGCGGAGGUAAUGGAGGUGGAGGCGGCGGCGAGGAGACUCCAGCCGAAGGUGAUACUCCAGCCGAAGGUGAUACUCCAGCCGAAGGUGAUACUCCAACCGAAGGUGAUACUACAGCCGAAGGUGAUACUACAGCCGAAAGUGAUACUACAGCCGAAAGUGUUACAAGCGCCGGCAGCACAGGCAAUACAACUGUGGCAGAAGGGGAAAAGAAGACCACAGCAAAAGGAGGCGCGGAAGAGAAUCCCACAGAAGCAGGCGCGGAAAAGAAGACCACAGCAAAAGGAGGCGCGGAAGAGAAUCCCACAGAAGCAGGCGCGGAAAAGAAGACCACAGCAAAAGAAGUCGCGGAACAAAAUCCCCCAGAAGGAGGCGCGGAACAAAAACCCCCAGAAGGAGGCGCGGAACAAAACCCCCCAGAAGGAGGCGCUCAACAAGAUGACGAGAAAGAAUUCGGCAUAAACGACCUUGAUAUGGAGUCAUACUAUCGUUGGUUGAAGUCAAAAAAAAAAUACAAAGGAUCAACCACAGAGAGAUCACAAACACGGAGAAUUCCACUCUUCUACCAUAAUAAUCGGCAUAACGCUGACAUAAUGCAUGCCGCACAAAACUUUUAUGAAUCGGAUGCAUUGGACACGUCUGGCGCAACUCGACGAAUUACCUACGAAUCACAUCAAGUCCCAAGAACACAAUCCAACAUACAGCAAACACUGUCGACGACAACAGAGCCCAUUAUUACACGCCAAACAGUUAGCACAGAGGCAGUUUCCAGCGAAGUGAAUCAAACAAUUGCAGAAACUUUUAGGCCAGUAAUAGAGGUACAAACCGCUGGAGAUGUUCCAGACAAGAUUAUUCCAGAAAAUAUGCAUAAUGAAGACUACAGAGAAAACAUUCACGAAGAAUAAGCGAACGGUGAUUUCAUCAUUAUGUGUGUGUUGCCAAAUUUAUGCCGACAGAACUAUUUGAUUGGGGCCAUUAAAUUUUAAGUACAACA